AAAUAUGAUAAAGGUACGACAUUUUAAGACUACUUCACCAAGGUAAGUAGGAAUUUAAUUUUAUAGGCAAUGCAUUUGAAUGUAGUGGACCUGAAUAUGUUUAAAAUCAAAUACUGGCACUUGUUGUGACUGCAUCAUAUAUCUUUUGUAUAUCAAUCCCCACUAACAAGUUUAACUGCAUCGUUAUAUAAUAGGAUUACAUGACCUUAGACAAUACAUAUAAAAAGGGUAUGUUAGUGAAUAAAAAUUAUUAGUUAUUUUUGUUGUAUUCAGUCAUUGAGUGCAACAUAGGUAAAUUUAUGAAAUCAAUGGCAGGGAAAAACUAUAGUGAUAAUAAUUAUUAAUUAACAAUAGUAGUGUAAAAAUAUAAUUUUGUAAUAUUUAUAUAUCACUGUGGAAGAAUAAUAUUCGUUUUUAAUUUAGAUCAAGCGUGUGUAAUUAAGACUAAAUUUAUUAAUGAAUAUAUUAUAAUACUAUAAAUACUGUGUUUUAUGUUUAUAUAAUAGAAUCAUUGUUUAAUACAGCCUUAAUUCAUUGUAUUUUAAUUGUAAAAUGAUUGACGUAAUUGUUUACUUAAGUGUUGCUAUUCUUGUGGUUUUGUGGUGUUACUUCAAAUGGAAUAACAGGCAUUUUGAAAAAUUAUCAGCUAGAAUGCCGGGACCUCAGUCGUACCCAAUCGUUGGGAUAGGACAUCAAUUUUUUGGAUCACAAGAACAGGUCAUGAGCAAAGUAUUUGAGCUUUUGAAAGAUUACAAUACGCCAGGGCCAUUUAGUUUUUGGUUAGGACCAUAUUUUGCAGUUGUCAUCACUAAACCAGAAGACUUACAAAUUGUCUUAAAUAGUUCAAAGGCACUCCAGAAAGGCCGAAUGUACGACUUUUUUAAGAUCCUUUUAGGUGAAGGUUUGUUUACGGCACCAGUUGAUAAAUGGCGGAAACAUCGUCGCAUGAUCACGCCCGCAUUUAAUGCAAAUCUUUUGGAACAGUUUUUCCCCGUGUUUAACGAAAAAAAUAAAAUUUUUAUCAGGAAUAUUACAAAGGAAUUAAAUAAAACACAAACUUUCGAUCUCUGGCACUAUAUUGAGGCCGUUGCUCUUGAUACUAUUUGUCAAAACGCUAUGGGUUACAAUAUUGACACUCAAUCAAAUAAGAGUGAAUUCGCCGAAGCAAUUGUACGAGCAACAGAUUUAGGCGCGACGCGAAUUUACAAACCAUGGUUAUAUCCGGAAAUCGUGUUUUCAAUGUAUUUGAAACUCACUGGACAGCAAAAAAUCUUCGAAACAGUAAAAGAAUUCCCAUUACAAGUGAUCAAGGAAAAAAAAGAUGAAUUUGACCAAAGAAAAAAAGCAAUUGACGCUAAAUCAGUUGUUACAGACAAUGAAGAUGAUUAUUGUUUAGAAAACCAAUCAAAACUGUUUUUGGACAUAUUGUUAAAACUGAACAUAGAAGGAGGAAACUUAUCAGAAAACGAUAUUAGGGAUGAGGUUGUAACAACGAUGUUCGGGGGUAGUGAUACCGGUGCUAUCACAGUCUGUUUUUGUCUUUUGAUGUUAGCCAUACAUCAAGAUAUCCAAGAUCAAGUAUACGAUGAAAUUUACGAAAUAUUUGGCAAAAGUGAUCAAGAAAUAUCUAUUGAAGACACUGUUAGACUUGUGUACUUAGAAAAAGUUUUAAAAGAAACCCUUCGAAUGUAUCCUGUGGGGCCAGUGCUACUCAGAGAAGUUCAAGAAGAUCUAAAAAUAUUUUCAAAUGAUUACGUACUGCCAAAAGGAACAACAUGUGUUAUAACCCCAAUAGGCACACAUCGUAAUCCUGAUUUGUACCCGAAUCCUGAAAUAUUUGAUCCUGAAAGAUUCAGCCCUGAAAAUAUCAAAAAACGUCAUAAAUAUAGCUUUAUGGCUUUUAGUGGUGGUCCAAGAGGUUGUAUAGGAUCUAAAUAUGCCAUGUUGUCGAUGAAAGUACUUGUGUCAACAUUCUUGAGACAUUUCAGCGUACACACAGAUGUCAAAUUAACAGAAAUUAAGUUAAAAUUAGGUUUAUUGAUGAGAAGUGUUCACGGUUAUCCUGUGACAAUUCGACCACGAGAUAGAAGACCAACACAUAAUAAGCGAAAUGGGACGCAGCGAGGAUAAUGCUUAAUCAUAUAGAAUGAUAUGGUGACUCAAAAUGCUAUGGAUUACAAUAUUGACACUCAAUCAAAUAAUAAAGAGUGUAAAUUCGGCGAAGCAAUUGUACGAGCAUUAGAUUUAGGCGCGAUGCGAAUUUACAAACCUUGGUUAUAUCCGGAAAUCGUGUUUUCAAUGUAUUCGAAACUCACUGGACAGCAAAAAGUCGUCGAAACAGUCAAAAAAUUUCCAUUACAAGUGAUCAAGGAAAAAAAAGAUGAAUUUGACCAGAGAAAAAAAGCAAUUGAUGAUAAAAUAGUUGUUACAGGCAAUGAAGAUGAAAACCAAUCAAAACUGUUUUUGGACAUAUUGUUAAAACUGAACAUUGAAGGAGGAAACUUAUCAGAAAACGAUAUUAGGGAUGAGGUUGUAACAAUGAUGUUCGGGGGUAGUGAUACCAGUUCUAUCACAGUCUGUUUUUGUCUUUUGAUAUUAGCCAUGCAUCAAGAUAUCCAAGAUAAAGUAUACGAUGAAAUUUACGAAAUAUUUGGCAAAAGUGAUCAAGAAAUAUCUAUUGAAGACACUGUUAGACUUGUGUACCUGGAAAAAGUGAUAAAAGAAACCCUUCGAAUGUUUCCUGCUGGGCCAUUAGUACUCAGAGAAGUUCAAGAAGAUCUAAAAAUAUUUUCAAAUGAUUACGUACUGCCAAAAGGAACAACGUGUGUUAUAUCCCUAUUAAGCACACACCACAGUCCUGAUUUGUACCCGAAUCCUGAAAUUUUUGAUCCUGAAAGAUUCAGCAAAGAAAAUAUCGAUAAACGUCAUAAAUAUAGCUUUAUUCCUUUCAGUGGUGGUCCGAGGGGUUGUAUCGGAUCUAAAUAUGCCAUGUUGUCGAUGAAAGUCCUUGUGUCAACAUUCUUGAGACAUUUCAGCGUACACACAGAUGUCAAAUUAACAGACAUUAAGUUAAAAUUAGGUGUAUUGAUGAGAAGCGUUCACGGUUAUCCUGUUACGAUUCGAUCACGAGACAGAAGACCAACAUAUAAUAAGCGAAAUGAGACUCAGCGAGGAUACCAGUCAUUGUAUUUUAACUAUAAAAUGAUUGACAUAAUUGUGUACCUAAGUGUUGUUAUUCUUGUGGUGUUGUGGUGUUACUUCAAAUGGAAUAACAGGCAUUUUGAAAAAUUAUCUGUUAAAAUGCCGGGACCUCCGUCAUACCCAAUCGUUGGAAUAGGACUUCAAUUUAUUGGAUCACAAGAACAGGUCAUGAGCAAAAUCUUUGAGCUUUUGAAACAAUACAAUAAUCCAGGGCCAUUUAGUUUUUGGUUAGGACAAUAUUUUGCAGUUGCCAUCACUAAACCAGAAGACGUACAAAUUGUCUUAAAUAGUUCAAAAGCGCUCCAAAAAGGAAGAAUGUACGAAUUUUUCAAGAACUUCGCAGGUGAAGGUUUGUUUACUGCACCAGUUGAUAAAUGGCGGAAACAUCGUCGAAUGAUCACUCCAGCAUUUAAUUCAAAACUUAUGGAACAGUUUUUCCCUGUUUUUAACGAAAAAAAUAAAAUUCUUAUCAGGAACGUAACUAAGGAAUUAAAUAAAACACAAACGUUCGAUCUUUGGGAAUAUAUUGCACCAGCUGCUCUUGAUACUAUUUGUCAAAACGCUAUGGGUUACAAUAUUGACACUCAAUCAAAUAAUAAAGAGUGUGAAUUCGGCGAAGCAAUUGUACGAGCAACAGAUUUAUGUGCGAUGCGAAUUUACAAACCAUGGUUAUAUCCGGAGUUCGUGUAUUCAAUGUAUUUGAAAUUCACUGGACAGCAUAGAGUCUUCGAAACGGUGAAAAAAUUUCCGUUACAGGUGAUCAAGGAAAAGAAAGUUGAAUUUGACAAGAGAAGAGAAGCAAUUGAUGCUAAAAUAGACAUCACAGGCAACGACGAUGAAAACCAAUCGAAACUGUUUUUGGACAUAUUAUUCAAACUGAACAUUGAAGGAGGAAACUUAUCAGAUAAUGAUAUUAGGGAUGAGGUGGUAACAAUGAUGACUGCGGGCAGUGAUACAAGUUCUAUCACAGUCUGUUUUUGUCUUUUGAUGUUAGCUAUACAUCAAGAUAUCCAAAACAAAGUAUACGAUGAAAUUUAUGAAAUAUUUGGCGGGAGCGAUCUUGAAAUAUCUAUUGAAGACACUGUUAGACUUGUGUACUUAGAAAAAGUGAUAAAAGAAACACUUCGAAUGUUCCCUGUGGGACCAGUGAUUCUCAGAGAACUUCAAAACGAUCUUAAAAUAUUUUCAAGUGAUUACGUACUACCAAAAGGAACAACGUGUGUUAUACCCUUAAUAGCCACUCAUCAAAAUCCUGACUUUUACCCGAAUCCUUUGAUUUUUGACCCUGAAAGAUUCAGCCCAGAAAAUGUCGCUAAACGUCAUAAAUAUAGCUUUAUACCUUUUAGCGGCGGGCCAAGGGGUUGCAUAGGAUCCAAAUAUGCAAUGUUGUCGAUGAAAGCCACUUUGUCAACAUUCUUGAGAAAUUUUAGCGUACACACAGAUGUCAAAUUAACAGACAUUAAGUUAAAAUUAGGUUUAAUGAUGAGAAGUGUUCACGGUUAUCCUGUUACAAUUCGACCACGAGACAGAAGACUAACAUAUAAUAAGCGAACAGAGACUCAGCGAGGAUAAGGUGCAGUUAUAAUUAAUAAUACGAUGGCUCGCAUGUUUUGAAAAUUAUUGUGUUAUAUAUUAAUUAUAGUAUUAUGUACAGUUAUAUAUUAUUAUCAAAUACAACAAUACAAAGCAAUAGUGUAUUUCAGGAGAAUACUAGGCUAUGUAAUGAUGAUUUGUAAGCUUAAAUUUUGUAUUACACGUCUCAAUUAGUUACUUUAUGCUAGAUUAAAAAAAAAUUAACUCUAUAAAUAACAGUUAAAAAAAUGUUAAAUGCAUAUUAUUUGGAUUAUUUUUUACAAUUGUUUACUUUCGGUUGAUAUUCAUAUGCACCCAGUCACAUUUUUUCAUUGUGUAAUACAUGUGGUUAAUUUUGGACCACUACCUAGUUAUAUUUUCUUCGAUUUGUAUGACUAGUAAUUAAAUGAUGAUUGUUUAUGUUUUG
Messenger RNA from Myzus persicae (green peach aphid), 5200 nucleotides. RefSeq lists its product as uncharacterized. The record is from RefSeq and is a predicted model, not a curated record. Gene Ontology annotation, molecular function: heme binding; iron ion binding; monooxygenase activity. NCBI's taxonomy places the organism in Eukaryota, Metazoa, Arthropoda, Insecta, Hemiptera, Aphididae.